AUACCUAUGCACGUACUGCAGAACACUUUGAUUUAGUCUGUCUACAGUUUAAAAACAGAUACAUCUGGUAUCUAGGCCAAGAAGUUGGUAAUGGAUUAUAAAACACUACCAGAAAGAAAAAUAUACAUAUAUAUAUCACAUUAAAAUUGCGCUCUAUAGUUUGUAUGUAUGUAUGUAUGUAUGUGUAUUUAUAUGUAGAGAUGCAUGUGUGUAUGGUUACGUGUGUAUGUCUAUAUUGUAUACAAUGGCAAUAUAGACAGAAACUAAUUUCUAGACAAUCUGUUGUUACGUAACUAGACUAAUUAUUAGAAAAAGAUACUAAGAUCACAUUAAUAGACAAUUCUUUAUGUGACCGAAAUUACACAUAUUUGUCGGGACUUUUUUCUUUACAAUUGUAUAACAUAGAAAUGAUCAUUGAAACUACUAUUAUUAUACCAAAGUUAGUUAGUCCUAGAUUUAGGACAUACAACAGUAUGGUAAUACUUUCUUCUUCUUUUUUUGUUCUCUUCUAUUUCAAAUGAUGAGUGAUUAUUAUUGGAUAGCAAUUGAUCAUUAUAGAUUCAAUCAUCAAAUGACAGAUUCACAAGUUAAAAUGAUUUGAAAAAAUGAUGAUAUCACAGAACCAUGUUGAAUUAGUCAAAGAAGCAACAAAAAGAGAAAUGUAUAUUCAAACAAUGAUCAAUAAUCUUCAAUAAGAAAAUAUAUAUAUAUGGAGUUUUAUUCUCUGAACUGGAUGGUUUGAUUAUGAAACUUUCAUUAUUCUUCGGAAUAAUAUCAUCAUUAGUACAAACGUCAAGUCGAAGUGAUGUGUUCGAACUUCACCAUAUGUGCACGUAUAUGUAACACUACCUUUAAUACAUUGAAUAGAAAAAGAAAAAGAAAAGAGAAAAGAGAAAAAGUAUAGUUUACUUGAAUCAUUAUGUAACAAAUGAUCAUUAUAUAAAUAUCACUGUAACAUGUCCUACACAUUUCCUUAAUCAAGGUCAUACCAUACAUAGAUAAACAAUAAUUAGACAAAAUAUCACUAUGGUAAAAUCAAUCUUUUAUUCAUUAUGUUCAGAAAUAACUGAAAUGUUAUGGACUAGACUAAUUUAAGUAAUCAAAUUCAUUAAUUGAGUAAUAUAUAUAUAUAUAUAUAUAUAUAUAUAUAUAUAUAUAUAUAUAUAAGAAACAAAAACGGGUGUCCUGGAUUCCAUCAUUAGCUACUAUCCAUCUUUACUUAUUAUGCUUAUGACUUAAGGUAAUAUCGAAGCAAUCCAUAUAGGAUGUAUAUAUUACCAAUAAGAGAUUGGUCAAUUACAGUCCUAAAAACAACACUAUGUGAAUUUAUAUUUUCAUAAUGUUUGUUAGUUCAAUCGAAUAUGUUUUUUCUAAUAAAAGAAAAGAAAAAGAACAAAAAAAAUCGAUCUAAUUCAGAUCUAGAUAUUGUCAUUGAUGAAGGAAUGAUAAACAGUAAGUUUCAUUAUAUAAAUAUGUUGAUAGAUAAUAAGUAGUAUUUAUGUAAAUGAUUUCAUAAACUUAAUAUUAAUUACUUGCUUACGUCUGUUACUUCUUGUGAAAGAGCAUAGGCCGCUCAUCAACAUUCUUCAUCGAACUUUGUCAUAGACAAUCUUUUUCAGAUCUGAUUCUAUUUCUCGACGUAAUGUGUUCUUUAGUCUUCUUCUUUUACACUUCCUUUCAGGAUUACAAGUUAGGGCUUACCUCAUGAUGCAGACUGAUCAACUUACUAUGAUGAAUAAUAUAGAAUAAAAUAAAGAAAUGGUCAUAAAUGCUCAAACUUAUCGAUUUUUGAUCUACAUUAUUUUGAUAGACAUAAACUAUCUUAUUGAUAGUUUAUAUAAUUGUUAUAGUUUAUGAUUGAAUAUUGUUUAUGACUUUUGCCUUGUUCAUUAUCAUGUGAUACGAUAAGCAAUUAGAAUGUCGACUUUAUAUGACGUUGGCAUUAUGCCAAACAAAUGAUGCGUUAACCAGUACAAGCAACCUGGGGUCAUUUCUGAGUAGUUAUUGAUAUCUUUCGUCUAGUUCUGCUCGGUUGAGCCUAGAACACAAUCACAGCUUUUAUUGUAUCAAUCAUAUAUUUCAGACAUACAUGGUUUAUAGACAAACAACCCAAAUCGCAUCAUACCAAGAGUUAUGUAAUAAGAAUACAUAUGUAAUAUCAGUUCAUAAAUAGGUCCUAGCAGUGACCAUUCAUUUAUCAUUAGUUAGAAUAUAAGAGAGAUCCUAAGUGAUAUAUAGCCCCCAAAUGCCCUAGUGUGGCCGAGAGUAGGGAGAGUCCACUCUCCCUCUCGAAAUGCUCUCACAUGGCCACGCGUAUAUAGCCUCUGCCAGCGAAGUCCUACUCACUGCCUUCUCGUGGCACUACUGUUGUUUACGAAAAUGAGAGGACGAAAAGUGAAUGUCCGGCGCUUUAACCGGAUCCCAAACCAAAUCAAUGGUGCACAUGAGCUCCAGUAUCUUGCGGGAGCAAAUGGCGUAUGAACCAAUCGUUGGUCACCGGCUUCCAUAGGACUGCAUCUCCUCACGAUGCUCCACUGCCUUGUGGGUCAGACCUUCAGGUCGAAGGCUCGGGGAGUGGCCCCCUAAGAAAACCACCUGUUUCGGUUUGGGCACCCGGGCAGUAUCCCAGCCCUCACACAUAUCAAAUGAGAUUUGUGUGGCGCAUAUGUAGUUGGUGCCUCCUUGUACCAAUAUCUAUGUGUUAAAAUAAAAUAAGUGAUAUAAAUCAAUAAUUAAAUGAAUUUAUGUAAUAACCUAAAAUGUUUUGUAGAGAAACUAUUUUAGGCUUGUAACAGCUUAGAUCAUUAGAAAAUCCAAACCUUUUUUUGUGUGCACUUGACAACAAUUUGUUUCAGUCUUAAAUCUGCUCUGGUAAACUUAUGGAUAAAUCUGUUUCCUGAACUAAUUCCCUCUACAUUACAGAUUAAAUAUAUUUAAUUGUGAUUAUCAAGAUGGUGGAGAAGAUUUGUAAAUCAGUUGCAUGAUUUUGAUGAUGUUGAACUCCAUCAAAAUUGUGAUUAUCAGUGGAACCUAGGAAACGUAUUCUACUCUGGAUUCCACUGCUGAUAUUCAUACUGAGACUUGGAUUUAAUACACUGAACCAAAAUCAUCCACCUGAGCUACAAAUCUCCACACUGAACUUCAAAAGCCAACCCUGUAUUACCUAAUCACUAUGUCUAAAUAUAUAUUUCUAUGUUAUAGACAAUAGUUACGUAUGACAGUUAUUAACUGAUCAAUGACUUACCUUUAGCACUAAUGUGAUACAUAUAUAUAAUUUUCAUAUUAUAUCACACAUUGAUCUUAGUUAAAUAACCAUUGAAAACUAGAAACCGCUGAACAUAUGCUUAGUCCUAUUAUAAGACUACUCAACAGUGAGAACGUGCAAUUUAUCCGAGGAUCGAACCCAGGACAUUUGUGUCUCAAUACUAGAACUUAACUCCUAGAUCACUGGAUCAACAUCCUUUGGUUUUGUAUUUAAGUAAGUUAAUUAGUUCACCAAUUAUUCUACCUUUUGAUAACUAUUCAUUAGUAGGGUAGAUUAUGUGUUUUGCAUCAUAAAUACUCAAUACUCGUUCACUAUUAGAUACAUAGGGGAUAUUUAUUUCAUUAUUACACAAUUAAUAUCUUGAAAAAAGAAUUGAUUAUUUCCCUGAACUAUUUCCCAGCUCAUACUGUAGUAUGAAAUCAAUGAAUAAUAUUGAUUUUAACUGAAUGAUCUUAGAUUUUAAUUUGGUAACAGUCAAUGUGUAACACUGAGGUUAAGGAUAGUAUAUAAGAUGGAAGAGUUUAGUUAUUACCUGUCAGUUUGAAAGAUGUUUGUAUUAAAUCAGACUUCGUUUUGACUGAAUUAAACAGUAUAAUCAUAAUCAGUAGUUUGAACAUUCAUAGAAUGAUAUAAACCUAAAACGUAUUGAUCAUAAAUAUUAUUCCUAAUUUUACAUUCCUCUAUCUUCCUCAAUUUCUAUUUCCCAUCUACUAAGUUCUCCAUUUCGUACCGUUACUGCUACAUUGGUGUUUAGACUUGCCUAUCCUGAUGACAGAAUCAAACUUUGUCGAGUGAAACACUUGAUCUCUUGUAUCCUACUAUAUCACAUAGAUUGACUGGAGAAAAAUGGAACUGAAAGCAAUUAAGUAAGGCGUGAUGAUGAAAUAAUUCUCCCGACUGUACAGGGAAGUGAUAUCAAUCAGUCGUUUCUCUAAAACACAAGCAUAGUCAAUGGUGCUGCCAUCUCCCCUCAGUGAAAGAAGAAAAUUAAAAAGGAUGGGAUCCAAAAAUAGUAUGUCUCACCUCGCCCCACAGAUUUCUGUCACUGAGAGUAAUGCCUUGUUGGUACGGAGCUAAUACAUUCCGAACACUUCACUGAAAGAUAAUAUGUGACCAACCUCAAGUAGUUGUCCUUUAUUCUCUAUAAUCAUACUCCUAGACUGUUCAGAACAGCAUUCAACAUCACCUUUGAUUAACUGACUAACUUUUCACAUUAAUAUUUUGCUAAUUUCAUUCUUAUCUUUUCACAAUAUUUUGUUGGUUUUCUCUUUGAAUGUGUGUUGGUAUGUAGUUUAUCAAAUAAUUUCUGUCAUAAUUAGAUGAUUUUAACAGAUGUGGGGGAACCUUGGAAACUGUUUUACAGGAUCAAAUCACAGAAACUAUGUUUGAUGUGUAUUUAUUCAUUAUUUUUGUUGAUGGAAUUUUGAUAUCCUCUUCACUAUAAGCUUCUAUUUGACACAAUAACUGUAGCAAGAUCAUUUGUCCGUCCGUAAAUUACAGUUGAUUAACUAUAAACCUGUUACUCUGUUUGAUAACAUAAAUUUCUUGUUGUGUAUUUUUGAGAUUCAGUAUUUACGGUAUCUGGUAGUUCGACUGAUUGUUAUAAAUUUCAAGAAUAAAGAUAGUACAGAUUAGUGAAAGUUGUUUACUCUUCCUAAUGUACUGAUUGGUGGAUCAUGGAACUGAUAGAAUGUCUUAGCAAGUGCAAAAACUGUGUAGGCAGGCUAAUAGUGGCUAAAGCAUUGUGUAGCGAUGGGAUUUACUGCGUUUACCACUCCAUUAAUAUCACACGUCUCAUCAACUUUACUGGGCUUCUGACUGAAAUAAUCGUGGAACCGAUUCAGGAUGCUUAUACUAACUCACGUCAGUUGUAGAGUAGUUGAGAUAUCUAUCUCACAAACAAAGGAUGACUAUCCUACACAUCAGUUAUUUCUAUUCUACUUUAUGUCUGUGGAAGUUAGCCCUUAUGAAAAAAGGAUAUUCGUAGAUUAUGAGUGUUUGAUCACAGAUGCCUAUGAAGCAUUGCUUGCGUGUCUGGAGACCAAAGAAUGAGUAAUGUUGAAGUGAGAUACAGAAUACUAAGUAAUUAUAACAAAUCAGUUAGUGAAUAUCCAUCGACUGAAGUGUUUAUGUACUGGAUAUGUAUUACGUAUGGUCAAAGAUAGUCUACCUUGACAUAUGACGUUUGUUGGUGCACUAGUGGGCUGCGAAAAAUGUAGGAUGCCAAAACUAAAAUGUAGAUUUAUACUAUGAAGUCAUUAAGAGGUGAAUUUAAAUGUGUCCGUAUGAGCAGAUUAACGAUUUGGAGUCCGCGUAGUUUGUUUUUAGUCAAGAUCGAUGACUAAACAUGAAAUGGCCUAAAACUUGUCGGAAUGAUCUACACAAUACAUUUAUUCUUUAUCUCAAAAACAAAUACUUUUUUUUAACCAUGAAUUUCACUUUUUCUUCUCAAAUCUUACUGCUUACUCACAAUUUUUUUGUUCUACUACCACUUAUAUUGUUACUACUCUGAAAUUUGUCUUGAUCAUUUCUUUUCUCUGUUUUAUUGUAGUGUGUAAAUUUGGAACGAUGCACAUUUUGUACUAGGUUGUAUUUUGUUAACGAUCGACUAAUUGAACCAGAAAUAUUGCAUACCAAAGUAAACAGGAUUCCAAGGUUAAGAACUACUUUGAUGGUUUGUGAGCUCAUAAUUACUUGAAUUAUUCGCAUAAAGAUGAUAAUUAAAAUAACCCAUAGUGUCAUUGAAUAAGAAAAAAGAUAAUUCAGCGAAGAACAUUUUCUUUUCGACGAAAUCGUUCCCUUAAACUGCACAUUCGUAUAUAUAGUUAUAUGGAAAAUAUAUAUCUAUAGGAGGAUAGAAAAGACCACUAAGCCGGCAUCCAAUGGUGUUAAUGUCUAACUUCAACCAAUCCACAAAGUUGUGCCACCGUUAACCAUUGUUUUCAGUGAGCUCAUAUCUAACAACAGACCUGGUUGAACUCCACUGGCAACGGCUUCUCACUAGGACUCCAGGAGUAUCUCUUGAAGUCAGUCAGUAGUGAGCAGAUGAUUACUAUCAGAAGGGGUUUUGUGGAGAUUUUAGAAAUUUCACUGAUUGAAAUCAUGAGUCAACUGAAGCUAGACCACCAUGGAAAACCUGGAAGCGCUGAAUGGCCGUCUCAUCCUAGUAUGGGACUUUUCUGCAGUGCGCGUCCAUGAUCCCGCACCCCGCGAGAUUCGAACACAGGACCUAUCAGUCUCGCGCCAGGUGCUUAACCAACUAGACCACUGAGCCGACUAGAUAUUAAAUGAGGAUACGCACUAAUCAAGGGGUGAGGAAGAAAAUAAUUUAUGGGUCAGAUAAUAGUCUAAUUGAAAAAUAUAAAGAAAAACGACAAACAAACUGAAUAGUAAUCGCAAUAGUUGAGAUCAUGAGUUAAUUGAAGCUAGACCACAGUUGAUUAAAUGUUCCUGUAAAGAACUAGUGAUUGUUUUACAUUCUCUUUUUAAAAGCCGCUGCUUUUAGUCUUACCGCUCUUCAACCGACCUGUCUGGCAUAGUAGAACCUUGAGGAACGGUUUUUCUAGCCAGUAUAGCUCGCUUGGUUCACCACGUCACGGUAGUAAUAACGGUCGGGAUCAGGCAGUCGUGGCCCUAAUUUUACAGGUUUAUACCACCUACUUACUUACGCCUAUUACUCCUUUUAGUCUGACGAAAAGAAAGUCAUGUUUCUCGCAUUUAAAUCUUAUUCACAGUAAAAUUCACCAAACGAUUCUCAAGGAUUUUUGGAGCAUCCUUUUAAAUACAUUACCUUCUAGCUGUUCUAAAUAGACGUACGAGAUAACAUGAUUAGGGUAAUAAGGAUAAAUUAUUGCUUACCCCUAAUAAAUGUGCCUUUUUGAUGGUCUCUCUUUUGAUAUACGUCCUUUUUAAUGUGCUUCCUUUUCCUACCGCCUUUUUGCUUGCGGUCUUUUGAAUGAAUAAUUUUUUCUAUAUCUCCUUCUAGUAUGACUUUCUAAAUUUACUAAUAAAUAGUUUUAUUACCAUUUAAGACAUAACCGGCUCGAAAUCCUCUAUUGUCAAUUUAUAAUCCAGACUCAUUAAAACCAUAAAUUCUGCAUAUAUUACCUGAUGUACUUACUUACUUACGCCUAUUACUCCCAAUGGAACAUAGGCCGCCGACCUGCAUUCUACAACCCACACUGUCCCACUCUGACUUCCUUUCUAGUUUUAUCCAAUUCUUGUUCAUUCGUCUCAUGUCUGUACCCAUUUCUCAAAGUAAUGUGUUCUUUGGUCUUUUUCUUCUCCUCAUUUGGUCUUGAGGAUUCGUUGUGUGGGUUUGCCUUGUGACGCAGUUGAGUGCUUUCCUCAAUAUGUGUCCUAUCCACUUCCAGCACUUCUUCCUGAUUUCCUCCUCCACUGGAAUCUGGUUUUCUGUACCUUAAUUAUUUGACAUCUUUAUUGUAUGCAUAUAGCAAAAUUGUUAUUGCAAUAUAAUCGUACGUUCUCAUGUAUUAUUAUUAUUACUAUUAUUAUUAUUAUUAUUAUUAUUAUUAUCAUUAUUAUUAUUAUUAUUAUUAUUAUUAUUAUUAUUAUUAUUAUUCUUAUUAUUAUUAUUAUUAUUAUUAGACAUGUCCUACUUUGUACUACGGAAGAAGUCCUAUUCAUUUCGAAACAAAUAAUUCAUACGUUUAAUGUUAUUCUUGAGUGACAUGACUGAAAAUCGUUUGCAACGUACCAGGUGCAUCCACUCUUUGUGUUCUCCCAAAUUUUAAUCUUCUGACUUCUCCAUGUUCCUUUUCUUUUUCUCUUUCCAAAUGUAUUUCACUGGAUUAUACUCCUUGAAUAACAUGUUCAAACCCUAAUCCUUCCGAUUACUACUUAUACUUUUACUACCUCUACCACUAUGGGAUUUGAGUCGACAAUUGUAUUUCGGUGCUAAUGUGGUAUGGCAACUUGAACUGAUGUACGUACGUACGAAGUCCUACGUUGUUGCUGACUGACUGACUUAUUCAGUCAUUCACUCUUUUAUUCUCCUUUAAAUUUAGUAGAAAUACAUAUUUGUGCAGUUUUUAACUGUAGCAAGUAUUGAUUUCAUUAUUCGUUGUGUUUGCUUUUUGUUGUUGUUGUUGUUGGUAGUCAAUGCAUCAAUUUGUUUUACAUUUUUUGGCUCUGGAUAUUCCAUUGUGUAUUGUCAAGCUGGUUGGAAUACAGUCAUAAUUCAUGUGUUUCAUGCUAUGAUUUCUCAUGAAUUUUUCACUUUAUUUAUACUUGAGUAUUAAACAAAAGUAUUUUUACAGGAUUUAUCAUGCGAUGUAAAAUGAAAGUUUUUUUGUUUUGUUUUUGAAUUUUGCGGCGAAAGAAUGAAAGUCGUUUUCUCAAUUCUGAUUGGCUCAUCCAAUUAUUAUCGUUACAUUGAUUACAUGAACUGAAUAGUACAUUUUAAAGUGUCAGAUUCAAAUUCAUUAACUAACUGUGAUAUGAGAACAACUUCAAGUAAUUGUUGCUUGAGCACUGAUAUCACCUUAUCAAACCGUCCAGACCACACCAAACUCAGUCUUCUUUUCCUGGCAACUAAAGAAGUAUGAUCUUUCCUUGAAAUGAGUAACAUGCAAGUAGUAAUUCUCAUCAUACACGUUCAUACUGAGACUCGAACCCAAUAACUUCCACUUCAAACGAUAAUGUCUAAUGCGCUGAGCUACUGAGUUCAGAUAUUAUAAGCUUCUGAAGAUGCGCUAACGAGAAUGGAGAUUGCCUUAAUACAGUUCUUAACCUCAAAAAUAGGAAAAAAGACAAAACCUUAUAAAUAAUGUUACAAAAGUCUCAACCAUAUAAUUAUUAGCUAUUCAUCAUCGAUAGAAUAGUCAUCCUUUGUUUGCAAGACAGACAUCUUGACUACUCUACAAGUGAUGUGAGUUAGUAUAAACCAAUCAAGCAUCUUGAAUCAGUCUCGAGCCCAGUAGGGUUGAUGAGAUUUCCCCUGUAAGUAAUAUGGUGGACGCUCUUGUUAAUAUCACUCUCCAUCAUUAGUUGAUAUUUGUUUUUAAAAAAAACAUAUUAGUAAUAAUAAUGAAACUUAAACUUUCUGCUCGACUUGAAUUCAUAUCGUUCAUUGUUAGUGUCAGAGAAGUUAGUAAUCCGUAUUAUAGUGACUGAGUGACCUUGUUUGUGAUUGAGAUACACUAACUGAAUAGUUACUAAAAUUUUAUUUGUCUAUUCACACAUGUUGAUCGUAUUCUAUCGGACAAAUCGGAAUAUGCACUUUAGUUCAAGGAACUUGAUAUUGUGUAUGCUUUAAGUUGUUAUCAAGUAUUUUGAGGUGAUCUUCAUAAUCUCCUUGUAUCCAAAUCUGUUCUUGUUGACUUAUAUCGGCCUAAUAUAUCUAUUCUUCUAAAAGGAUUAAUGUUCUUACUUUGUGCGUGGAGGACAGCUGACAGAUGCAUUCCAAGUAAGGACCGGAGUCAGACAAGGCUGUCUACUCUCUCCCUUCAUCUUUCUUCUGGUGGUCGACUGGAUUAUGAAGACCUCGACAUCUGAGGAAAAACAUGGCAUACAAUGGACAGCUCAGAAUCAAUUAGACGAUUUGGACUUCGCAGAUGACCUAGCCCUCUUAUCGCAUACACAUGAACAAAUGCAGAUAAAGACAGCCAGUGUAGCAGCAGUCUCUGCAUCAGUAGGCUUCAGCAUACACAAAGGAAAAACCAAGGUCCUCAAAUUCAAAAUGAAGAACAGCAAUCUAAUCACUCUUGAUGGCGAAAGUCUUGAAGAUGUAGAAUCCUUCACAUACCUAGGAAGCAUCAUCGAUGAACAAGGAGGUUCAGAUGCAGACGUAAAGGCGAGGAUUGGUAAAGCAAGGACAGCAUUCUUACAGUUGAAGAACAUAUGGAACUCAAAACAACUUUCAACCAAUAUCAAAGUCAGGACCUUCAAUACGAACGUCAAGGCAGUUCUACUGUACAGAGCUGAAACUUGGAGAACUACAACAACCACAAUCAAGAAAGUACAAGUAUUUAUAAAUAGCUGUCUACGCAAGAUACUCAACAUCCAUUGGCCGGAUGCCAUCAGCAACAGCCUUCUGUGGGAGAGAACAAACCAGCUUCCAACUGAAGAGGAAAUUAGGAAAAGACGAUGGAAAUGAAUAGGACUUACAUUACGCAAAUCGUCAAACUGUAUCACGAGACAAGCCCUAACUUGGAAUCGUGAAGGGAAGUGGAAAAGCGGAAGGCCAAAGAACACAUUAAGUCGGGAAAUAGAAACAGAUGUGAAAAGGAUGAAUAAUAACUGGAAGGAGCUGGAAAGGAUUUCGCAGGAUAGGGUUGGAUGGGGAAUGCUGGUGGGCGGUCUGUGCUCCUCCACAAGGAGUAACAGGCAUAAGCAAAGUAAGUGAUGUCCCUGCUUUGUACAACUGGAUAUCAUGCAACUAUCAAUACAAACUGAUAAAUUUCUACUUUUUGCAACAUCAAAUGAUGUUAACUACAAGUCUUGGAUAAAAUUAAACGAAAAUCCUAUGAAACUUCUGAACGUCGAAUAUAUAAGCAUAUAAACCCAUUUACUCAUUCAGUCAUGAAAUCACCUACUUUCUUACUAAUACAGACAAUAUUGAUUUUAAAAGAGAAGUCAACUAUGUUGUCAUGUUGUUCCAAUUAUAAUGUGCAUACUUAUACAAAUCUAUAUUUUGAAUUCACCCUUUUUUUGUAACUAAAUGAUCCAAUUUUACGACAUUCAACGAUGUCCAGAAUGUAGGACAAUAGGUUUUUAUAUUUUCAUCCUACAAAAGUACUCCUAUACGCGUAUGUGUAUAGAUUUUAAAAAAAUACCUGAUUGUAUUUGAUAAUGUAUUAUCCUAUGGAUUAGCCAUAGUGAUUAGCAGUGUGUACGUGUGUGUGUAUGUAUGUACGUAUGUAUGUAUGUACGUAUGUAUGUAUGUACGUAUGUAUGUAUGUACGUAUGUAUGUUAUAUAUAACUGAACGACCAUUAAUUUAGACUCUUUAUGGUUGUGUGUAUAUGUUUGUAUGUGUAUAUAUAUAGAUUGAUUAUAAUUUUAUUUGACAAAUAAUGACACUGGUUCAAACUGUGUAAAACUGAUGAUGAUUCUUUUUGGGGGGGGAAUGCACAAUUCGAUGUGUGUAACUUAAGUGAUAGAAUUCUCAUAAUGAUCUGAAAGAAUGUUACAUAUUUACAGUGAAUGAUUUGAGUGAGUUUUGAAAAUACUAGACAAAUACAAUCAAUAAAACAAACUGAUUGUAUAACUUUUCAAUUAUUGUGUAUGUGACCAAUUUUAUGUAUUUGAUUAUUGGUGUUGUAUACGUUUACCAUUUUAGAUGGUUGAAUAUAAGGUGCAUCAUGAUACCGAUUAUUGAAUGACAUCACCAAUAUUGUCUGAUCAUGUAAUAGUGACCAAUAUCACUAUUAUUUAGUCAUUUAAGAUUGAUUGAAUUCAGUUGAUCAAAUUAUCUUAUGAGAAGUAGUUUAAAUGAUUUGAGGUGUUAGGUAGUCCGCAGGAGACAUGGACAAAUAUUUCGUAGAAGUUGGAACUCGUUAUAAAGGCGUACCUUCAAUCUGAAAGGAACCUAUGCUCGUUGGUAGAUUCGAAUCUGUGUCACCCAAAUUUGUAUUCUGAGAUAUUUCUACCAAGCACUAAACCCCUGGAGAUUGCAGGUAUGCCUUCCUAAUAGGCACUAACUGGUACGAAACCCCAGAUUCACGGUUCCCGUCCAUAACAUCCAACUAUCUAACAUCAUGAUAUAAAAAUAAAUGGAAAGAACACUAGGCAUGGUUAGAAUAGGGCAUAGAAUCCGUUAAUGAAGUUACAAACUUUUCGUUUGGACUUCGCCUAAAAAUGAUGACCUAUAUUUUAACAUAGAGUAAUAUAACUAUUAGACUUAUCGCUGUAGAAAAGUUGUAUUUAGUUCAGUUUUGUCUUAUUCUCAUAGUUCACAAUUAUCGAUCUAAUUUAUUCUGUUUUAUUGAUAUCACGAACAGAUCAAAGACCAUCAUUGAAAAGUUGGAAGCCUUGAACAGUCGUUUCAUCCAUGUAUUAGACUCCUCAGAAGCGUAUAUAUACGGCCCUAUAAGCAAGGGCUGGACCAAGGACCCUCGAUUACUCGCGCAAACGCUUAACCUCUUGACCACAAGGCUUAAUUCAGUGACUCCGUAAUGCUGACCAAUCGUGUUCGACCGUCUUCAGUAGGUACCUUCCUCACACCCGACACAGUGUAGCUUCUCUGAUCAGGGUUUUUCACUAAAACUCCAAAAUAUUUCCUUUUGAAGCUAGUCAUUAGUGAGUACAUGAUCGUUGUUAGCAUAGUCUUACAUAGGUGGACAAGUUUGACUUCAAUUCCACUUUUAUUACAUUACCAUUGUCACCAUUAUAAUUUCUAUUGUCAUUUCCUCUCUAACUAUCUUAUCAAUUUCUUUUCUUUAUGUAUUGUAACUUGGCCCGAUAUAAAUUUUUGUCAGACUGUAUGUUGAUAUCGAUCGACUGGAUGACCAAUAGCCAAUAAGCUUUCAUUAGCGUUUGUAUCCAGUCCAAUAUUAUAUGUAAUAAUCAUAAUAUCCAACUAUUUAUCACAUUCUAUCAGCAUAUUCCAUGAUUUCUUCUAUACUUUCGACUAAGCAAUCACAUUUAGUAGUCGUGACAUAACUUACUAGUUUUAAAUAAACUGAUGUUUGCUGGUAAAAUAAGUUUACGACCUUUGAGAAUUAGAUCAUCAAUUUUUUUUACGUGAACCAGGCAACUUUCAUAUACGCAAAGAUGGAUAGUGGUUAGCAGUAGAAUCCAGUUUGACGCUAGUUUCAUCCUAUUUGGGACUCGUCAGCUGAAUAUACCUGCAUCUCAGAGUUGAUGUUCACUCUGGGACUCGCACCCAGUACGUUCGCAUCAAACUCCAUCGCAUUAUCCACUUAGCUAGUGAGUCUCGAUAGCCACCUGCUUGUGCAAUAGGUGAAGACAUAUUCACUUGGUGUUGUUUACUUGUGUCUUCCCAAUUUUAUUUAGGAUGGCCAUUGAUCAGCCUCUUGUUAGCACAUCCGACUGACGAGUCCCAAACGGGACGAAACGUGCGUCAAAGUGGAUUCCACUGUUAGCCACUAUCCAUCUUUGCUUAUACAGCUUGGGAAUUAAGGCAAUAUCGAGACGUUCCGCACAGGAUGCACAUAUGCCAACAAGAUACAAGUAAAACAACACCAAGUGAAUAUAACUUUCAUGAUAUUCACACUUCUAUUAAUUCGAAAAGCAAAAAUACAGUGGUUUGUAAAAUUCUACUUGGAAUUCAUUAUGUAUGAUGAUUUACUAAAUAAUCGUUUAAAUUAUUGUAAUUUAGUUGGUGAAUAUACUAAACUUAUCCUACGUAAAUUCAAAGUUCAUUGGAAUAGAUCGUUGAUUUAAUUAUUAAAAGGAUAUUUGACACUUUGUUUGUCGAUCGUAGGUUCAAACCCUGUUCUACCUACUUCAUUUUUGGGUAUUUAGUUAGACUAGUUAGUUUACAAAUAAACAGUGUAGCUUGAAACCAAGUACAUUAACCCAUAAAUAAUUGAUAAUAUACAUAGAUGAUCAGUUUUUUAGUAAUUAAACAGAGUUGAUAAUUGAACGAACCCCCACAAAACUCAUUCAAGAGUUGGCUUGUAGUGAACAAGAACAUCAAUGGGAACAAUCGAAUGUAUUUAACACAAAAUUACAGGACAAAUAGUAGAUGCUUAAUUUGCAAAAUGUCCACCAAUUGUCUCAUAGUGACUCAGACUUCAUUGUUCUUGCAUUUUCAUACAAAUUGCAUUCUGUUUCCAUUCUUAACUGUUCGAUCCUCUUGUUUCUCUGAUGCCAGACCUUCUGUUCACGACUAACAUCAUCUACUACUUAUGUCAAUAUAAGUAGCACACACCACAGGCUGACUAAACACUCUACUAAGUAUUUAGCAUUAUUAAUGAGGUUUCCAGAGGUCAGAAGUUAUCCAUGAACCUAAAAAUAAGGUUGCUUUCUGUACAUCGACAAAACUUAAAGUGAAACAUCCAUUCUUAUUUUAAAUGUUUCUCCACAGUUUUGUAUCUAACAAUACGAUAAUUCCAGUAACCUAGAUGCGACUAGGAAGUUAGUGUCGAACGCCUGAAUGUCAGUCAUACUACUUAUGUCACACCAAUCGAGAUUGGAAAACUUGGCAUCAGAAGGCUGGGAUGAUCGAAUCGAAGAGAACGAGAACAGAGAGUAAUUGCUAUGGCAAUGAGAUAAUUGAUGGAGGAUUUGCAAAUGAAGUACUGAACGUAUGGUUUUCACAUUUGAUGAAAGAACUCUGUGAUUUCACAUCAAAAUAUGAUUUGGUUGUCCACAACUGAGUCUUCAUCCAUUCCAACACUAAUUGUUAGAUAAUCUUAUUAACGCAAUCAGUUCCAAACACGAAUUGAUACUAACUGAAGAUCUAGUGAUAAACAAUUAGCAUUGGAUAGCCGUUUCGUCGUAGCAUGAGAAUCCGCGGGAGUGUUUAUCCAUCCGUCUGUUCGUCAAUUAGUCAGUCGUCAGGCUAAAUCCCUGGAUAGUUGAGAUAGUAAUAGUAUCAGUAGUAAUAGGAAAGUUUAGGUAUUGAAGGUACGAUUCAAAAAGAAAAUAUAAAUUAGUGAAACAAAAAGACAAAACGUCAUGAGGAAUUCAGAAGCUCAGGAUUUGGGGGAAGACAAAUAUUGGAUGAAUCUGAGUCAUUCCAAACGAUUUUGAGCCAUUUCAUUCAGAGACUAUAAGCUUUAGUUACGAUAAUCACAUCAGAAAACAUCACCUGUCGAGGUAGGUUGCGGCUGACCAUACGAGACAAAUGUCCUCAUCACCUCACUUGAUGAAUAUUUACUACCUCAUUAUGCGAUUCUCCAUGGUUUCCCAGUGCCCUAUUCCUAACCUAGACAUUGGUUACUUCGUGGUCCCAAAAUACAUGAUUACUAUUUCAAAGUCUUAUGAUCGAAUACUGAUAAACUAAAAAUAUCCCAUAUUCUUAAUGGCCAUGUUUCACAUCCACAAAGUGGAACGGAGCAAACUGCUGCGCAGUAAACUCUCCCUUUAGUUUGGACAGUGAACCCAGGACAUUUAGGUAUGAUCAUAAUUUAGUUACCCUGAAAAAAUAGCUACUAAACAGAUCUCGAAUGAGAUGGUGAACGAAUAACAUUUAUACAGUACGACAAAGCUGAUAUCUUUAGGUGUACUAGGCCAAGAUGACAGAUCUAUUGAUGAGGCUGUAAGGUUUAAUAGAUUGACUUAAAUAAGAUAUGUAACACAUAUUCCUAACCAAAUCUUCCCUCGAUCACUUAUAUUUGCUGAUAUAGGAAUCGGUUGAAGCUGGGAUCCAGGAUCAUUUUACGAAGUCACUAAGAACUGCGUCGUUGAGGUACACGUGUUACCAUGUCACAGGAUCUGCCAGAACAGACUAGAAUGAAUUCACUCUGUAUUUUCGCUCAUAUCUUGAGUUUUAAAAUCAUCUCAUACUUUGUUUGCUUCAAGAAUUCAUCCCUUCCUUUCUGAUCAUAUUGUCACACUCAUAAUGUUUCCUUCUACUACCACCAGUACUGUUAAUUGUCUGACAACAUUUAUCUUGAUAAUUUCUUCUCCAUGUAUUAAUGUAGUGUGGUAAGUUGAACUGAUAGAUAUACCUUCGAGGCUCUAAGAUGUAUAUGACUAAUUAACUGAUCAUAAACUUUAGUUCAAUAUUUUUCUGCUGACGAUAUCCAAUCACCUAAAGUUACACUGUGAUAAUUUAAACCAAUUCAUAUAAGUGCCAUUAAUUCUUUUCAAUACUUAAUUAGACAUUCCUGAAACCCUCUUCUCAAGAAUAACUAAUUCAAAUAUGCUCAGUUUGUGUAGUUAGAAGAGAAAUUAUUGAUGUAGAUUUCUGUACUACAUUCAUGUAUAUCUAACCACCGUCUACCUUGACACACAUUGUUUUUUAAUGAUAUAAAAAGUUAAUUGGCCAUCAAGACGAUACGUAUAAUCAAUCCAUGGAGUAUAAUAGGCCGUGUAAAUAAAUGAAAACCAGUUAACUCGUAAUGAUUGUAAUCGAUAUCUGAAGACGUCGAAUGACAGACAUAUAAUUGAUCACAAUGGCACAGAGCUGUUCAAUUUUUAUUCACGAAUCAUAUUGUCUACGUCUAAUUUUUCCUCCUGCUACUACUCAGAUUGUCAAUACUCUUACAUUUUCUUUGAUAAUUUCAUCUCACUGUACUGAUAUUAUGUAUGAGGCAAUUUGAAUGGAUUUAUAUACACAUAAAGUCUUUUUCUAUUGCUUAUUACCGUGUUUAUUAAAUGACCUAUAAUCAACUAGUGUUUCAUAUUAGCUUACAAUAUACCGACUGUAGCUUAUUUGAUAUGUCUCAGGCUAAAUUUUGAGUGUAUGAACAUAAAUAUUAAAGGAAUAAUGAUUGGUUUGAGUGCUAUUCAAAUAUGUUCUCAAUUUGUCCAUGGUCAAACUUUUUAUUUCAACCAAAAUAAAUAUUUAAUUGGUGAUAAAUAACAGGUUAUUUGGUUAGUUGAAUACCAUGGUAACCAUUUACUUUUGAUUGUAUGUAAAAUUUUAAUGAUAUUUAGGAUUUAAAGAAAUCAUGGCGAGACUCUAAUUGAUGGACGAGCCAGUCAGAGGCAUUUUAGAUAUUUCAAGGUUACGGCGCCAACUUCAGUGCUUAAUGCUAACGUACAAUCGGUUCACAGGGAAUUUUGUACAAAACGUGAUAACUGAGCGGCUAUAACAAAUAAAACGGUGGGACUAUAAUUUGUGGACGGAUCAAUCAGGUAUAAGAUAAUAGAUCUCGGAUUUUAACGCGAAAGCCUUUCAUCCAUUUGGCUAAAUCAAUUUCUGGCAUCAUAGCCGAUGUCAGUUCGUGAUGAAAACCCCAUAUAUAAUUCUUAACUAAGGCAAAUUACGACAAUUAUUGCGAACUGGAUAAUAAAAGCACCAGUCACACCAGCUGCAGUCAGGUACUACAAUAUAUACGGAUGAUUGGAGAGCGUACAGACUCCUACAUAGUCUUGGUUAUGUGCAUCAUGUUGUUGUCCACAAGAAGCCUUUUGUGCACUCAACAAUCGGAGUGCACAUAAACAAUAUUGAAGCUAUGUGGUCGAGGCUGAAAGAGUUUUUGAGACUUUAUCAUGGCUCCAGAGGCCGACUAUUCUGUAGCUAUAUGGAUGAUUUUCUUCUACUGCAUGAAUUACGAUUUUAGAACCUCUGAACCUCUUUCUAACCUUGACAAGUUUUUGAACCACGUAUAAGAAGUGUAUCCAGUUUAUUUUCUUGGUUUUGUAUAACAUAUUUUUACUCUAUACUGACUGUUUGCUGAUUGGCUCAAGGUUGCUUAAGAUUCUUUCAAAGGUUGUCCAUAAAUUAGAGUCCCGCCGAAAUGAUUUAUUCAUAAACUUAAGGUGCAUGUUCCGUUACUGUUCUGUUGUCACAUGUCGCAUAGUUCAUAAAGGUGAGCAUCUCCAACUAAGCUGUUGUCAAUAUCAUUUAGUUCUUCCGAAUUUAUUUGAACAAAUCUUCCUAUCAUAAUCUCUACAAGGCUGCUAUUGCUUGUUGCUCAUUUGAAGAAAUCCAGGAGUUGACUAUACAUUUUGGUAGUUUCUCGGCUAAGAAAGGCAAAACAAAUUGGUAUUGUUAUGAAACUCAUGUCGAGUACAAUAAUUUGAUAAAGAGAUAUGUAUUCGUAGUUUGCUUUAUAGGUUACAUCCAAACUGAAAACAUCAAGAUAAUGAUCCAUCGAGUUCCUUUGAUCCGUCGUUACGAAUAAACAAUAGUUCAACUAGUUACCUUUAUUCAGUUUAUAUUUACAUCAUCCUUCGAGUGACAUUAUAUGACUUCUGGAAUUUUCAUAAUUUUCUUCAUCACAUUCAUUUACAUAAUGACAUUGUUUAUCCGGAAGAUUUGCCUAAAAAAGUUUCAUAAAUCACAUUAAACACAUCCUGUGGAUACAGACUCUAUCUAAAUAAGGGGUAUACAUAAUGCACCACAUUAAAUCCAGCAGUGUCUGGAAUUAGUAGAGGCCUGAGGGAUUCGUACUUCGACCUCAUUGGCUCCCACAUCCACAAAUUAAUAUGAUAAGACAGUGCAUUAGAUUCAUGGUCAUAGUACACGUUUCAACAAAUUAAAGUCCAGUAUCCAUCUAUCUCCUUGGAAGAUAUAAAUGCUGGAUAAAUUCAUUUUGAGGAAGCACUGGGCGAAACACCUCCAUAAGAUUACUACUCCUACCUCCUUUUUUAGGGAUGAUUGAGUUUUAUUCUGGCAGCUUCAAAACCAAUUUGAUAACAUACAAGCUUAAAGUGUGCUUUCUGUUUCCAAUGGAGUUGAGAAGUAUGAAUGGGUAAAAGUUAUCCAGCGAAAACAGAAACAGUGUAUUCAGAAAUAAAUUCCCUGUGACUGUGACGACGUCCGAACUUGACCACUGGUGGGAUCACGUGUACACACUGCUGAGUAGUCCCAUACCAAGACGAGAGUACUGUGUCAAUGCUCCUUGCUUUUCAAUGAUGUUCCAACUGAAAUCAAUCUGCGACGCAUAUGGUCUGGAAAUAAUAGUUAGGCAAAGGUUUUUACCAGUCAGUAUUUUCUACCUGUAGUCAAUCACUAUAGUUUCUUUUACCAGUUUAGCUGUUGCAACUGUGUUUUUACAUUGUCUCAUAAAUAACGUGUCUUAUUCCAAAUAUGGUUGUCUCUCAUUUUAUUGAAGGGUAGAUAUAAAGGAAGAUAGGUCAAGAAUUUCAAUGUCACUAUAUGAGUUUUUCAGUAAUUAAUGUGACAAUAAUAUAUAAGCCUGUUGUAAUCGAGUGUGUAUUCCUUCAAGUAACAUUCAUAUCUAUUCAGUUUAAGCAAACAUGGAACAUACAGACCAGUUACGAUAUUUGAGAAGUUGGUAAAUAGUUUACCCAAACCACUGACCAGUGUGUUACUCCGAGUUGGAAGCUGUUCAUAUUGCUCACUCACAACUGAGAACGCAAUCCAAUUUAAGGAACUUGAUGUCCCCUAUGGAUUGCAACGCAUUUAGACUAUAUAGCGUGUUAAAAUCUCAGUGGUUCAUCUUUUCUACUUCAGUUGAUUCGUCUGUUCAUUGAUAAUUAAUUUCUAUACAUGAGCAUUAUGAGGUUCUUAAGUUAAAUUGUGAUCUGUCAAGUUAAGUUGGAUGGGAGUCGAACAGUCACUCAUCGAACUUGUGAAUGAGUAAACGAAAAAUGAGUGAGUGAGACCGUGAUUCAUUGGUAUUACUGUUUAUGGGAGUUGUACGAUAUCAGAGACUGCCUGAAUGGAAAAAAGGAGUUGAUUGUAUUCCAUCUCCAAUUAUAAUUUAUAUACUGUGAGUUAGAUCGCUUGUGCAACUAUCGAUGUGCACUUCUGAUGAUCGCAAGGUUAGAUGAUAAACUGUCUAACCAGUCACAUACCGAAUGACUCAGUGGUAACAUUUUGAACCUGAAAGUGGGGGAUGCGAGUUCGAAUCCACCAGAGAGCACUGACUCUCACAAGAUUGUAGGUGUACACGGCUGAUGAGUUUCAAGUAGAAUGAAAGAUAAGUCUAUGGUUUCCUGCCGACCACUUCCAACCACUAGACAUGAAAAUAUAGUGGAUACGAUGUCGAAUCACUUAGAGUACUGGCUACUUUACAACUCGAACAAUAAAAUUCAAUUUAGUUCGACUUCUAAUUAGAACUCGUAGAGAACUUAAAUAAUCUUACGAGUUUUGUACAGAUUUUUUUCGAAUGUAUAUCAGAGUCUUGUAAAUAAUGUUAAUCAUACUAUUCAAAAACUGGGUUUGGAUUUAACCUGUUGUUCACAUUCAAGACUGGAUAUGUAUGUGUAUAUGUACGCUGUGAAAUGAUACCUUGACAUACUUUCGGAUCACAAGUUGUAGGAUAUUUGGUAUGUGGUUAGAAGUGAAGUCUAAAACCUGUGUUUCUCACUAUGUAAAAAUCAUUAGAUUACUAAUAUAUUCAUACACGUUUAACAAGUUUUGACUUUCUGAAAUUAGUUGUUUAAUGCAUAACAUGUUGAAGUUUAAAGUGACAGGUGCUGGAUUUGAAUGUCAAUAUGGAUAUCAACACCAUGGCUCAGGUUCAUUCAUAUGACGACUCCUAUAUAGGAUGAAAUACACGUCCUGGUUUUGACUGUCUACCACAUUUCAAACAAACUAGUUUUUUUAUUGAAAACCUCAAGUGAUAUAAAUUAGACCACCAUUGAAAACUUGGAAGCAAUGGACGGACUUUUCGACCUAGUAUGGGACUCCCUAGUAGUGCGCAUUCACGAUCCCACACGUGGGACUCAAACCCAGGGCCCUUGGUCUCGUACGCGAAUGCUUAAGCUCUAGACCACUGAUCCGGUGUCCAACGGUGUUGAUGUCUAACUUCAUUCGAUCCAUGACCUUGGAUGACCCUUCGUCCAUUGUCCGAUAGGGAUAACUGUCUCCACUGAACACGGAUUGGACUCCAUUGGUCACGGCUGCUCACCAGAACUUCAGGAAAUUCAUCUUGAAGCUAGUCACCAGUGAACACAUGAUUAUUAUCAAGAUUUGGAUUUGUGGGUGUUGUUUUAAUUUUAAUAGUUGAAUUCAUGAUUCAUUCUAAGCUAAGUUAGACAUCCUCACCAUUCGAUGCCGGAUCAGUGGUCUAGAGGUUGGGUAUUCGCGCAUUAGGCCAAAGGUCCUGGGCUUGAGUCCCUCGUGUGAGACGAGUUCCAUACUAGGACGAAACGGCAGUCCAUUGCUUCGAGGUUCUCAAUAAUGAUCUAGCUUAAAUUGACUCAUGGAUUCAACUAUUAUAAUUACUACAAUCUCCACAAAUCCCCAUUCUGAUAAAUGAUAAUCGUAAAACAAUGAUAGUUCGAACAAUAAUUGUUCGGACGAAACUAUCGUAAAUGAGUUAUGUAAUAUCUAUAACAAAUUUAGUAAAAAAUGAUUUUUUUUGCUAAAUUUAUCAAUGAGAACACAUAAUGAUGAACGAUGAUGACGAAACCAAAGUCCUGGAUUCCAUUUUUAGUCACUACUCAGAAGUAACAAAUUAAUUGUUCUUCCCCUGUUUUCUAGCCAAGAUAAGUCAAUAAUAGUUUUGUGAUUGGAUUUACUGGCAAUUGAGUUGGAAUUGCUUAAUUUUGUUUUAACCACUAGUUCAUGGACGUAGACGCCCAACUUCGAGACCAACAGUCUGGAUUCCGUAAGGAUCGAACGUGUACCGAACGAAUCGCAACUCUACGGAUCAUUGUGGAAUAAUCAAUUGAAUGGAAUUCAUCACUCAACAUCAACUUCAUUGACUACGAAAAGGCAUUUGAUAGCGUGGACAGAACAACACUACGGAAGCUUCUUCGAUACUACGGCGCGCCGCAGAAGAUAGUCAAUAUCAUACAGAACUCAUAUGAUGGAGUAAACUGCAAAAUUGUGCAUGCAGGACAAUUGACAGACUUGUUCGAGAUAAAGACCGGUGUCAGGAAAGGUUGCUUACUCUCACCCUUUCUCUUUCUCCUGGUGACCGACUGGAUCAUGAAGACGUCAACAUAUGAAGGGAAACGUGGGAUACAGUGGACAUCUAGGAUGUGGAUGGACGAUCUAGACUUCGCAGAUGAUCUGGCUCUUCUAUCGCACACACAACAACAAAUGCAGGAGGAGACGACCAGUGUGGCAGCAGCCUCAGCAGCAGCAGCAGCAGCAGCAGUAGGUCUCAAUAUGCACAAAGGGAAAAGCAAGAUUCUCCGAUACAACACAGAAUGCACCAAUCCAAUCACACUUGACGGAGAAGAUUUGGAAGAUGCAAAAACCUUUACAUAUUUGGGCAGCAUCAUUGAUGAACAUGAUGGAUCUGAUGCGGAUGUGAAAGCGUGGAUCGGAAAAACAAGAGCAGCACAUCUACAACUGAAGGACAUCUGGAACUCAAAGCAACUCUCUGUCAACCAACACUAAGGUCAGGAUUUUCAAUACAAAUGUCAAGACAGUUCUACUGUAUGGGGCAGAAACCUGGACAACCACGAAAGCCAUCAUCCAGAAGAUACAGGUGUUUAUUAACAGUUGUCUAUGUAAAAUACUUCGGAUCCGUUGACCAGACACUAUUAGCAACAACCAACUGUGGGAAAGAACAAACCAGAUCCCAGCGGAGGAAGAAAUUAGGAAGAAGCACUGGAAGUGGAUGGGACACACAUUGAGAGAAGCACUCAACUGCGUCACAAGACAAGCCCUCACACGGACUCCUCAAGGCGAAAGGAAAAGAGGAACACCAAAGAACACAUUACGGCGAGAAAUGGAGAUAGACAUGAGAGAAAUGAACAAGAAUUGGAUGGAACUAGAAAAGAAGGCCCAGGACAGAGUGGGUUGUAGAAUACUGGUCGGCGGUCUAUGCACCAUUAGGAGUAACAGGCGUAAGUAAGUAAGUCAUGAGUUCGAACCACAAAUGCCUAGAUAUAUAUACAGUAGAAAUUGAGUACAUACUCUCAAAUUGGGUCUCGUCUACUUGAAAUAGUCACCGCAAACUGCUUAACUAAAUGCUACUUAUUGUAGGAUUACAAAUGAACUAUUCCAAGAUAGAUUGUGCCUUAGAAGAUGUGUUAUAAUCUUUGAGGUGGAUGGUUGAAUUAUGUGACACAUUUAAUGUCGCUUCAGACGACACUAUCAGCAGGAUAUUACCAUCCAACUUAGAUGAUACAUCCCUUCCAUCUCAUAGCUGUGUUUAUAGAGUAGUUCAUUUAAAUUACGGGUUAGUAUCGACCGUUGAGCCAUAUUACAGAUUGGCUAAAUACGAGAAAUAUUCUUCAUAGUUUAUAUCACAAAUUGACUAUAGUUAGACAGUCAUUGAAUACCAAGAAGCAAUGGAUACCAAUGAGACUGGAAAAAUAGUUACACAAUAUCGUGAUUUGAUUGAAGUUUAGAAAUUCGGACUGAAUGUUUCGAACAGUCAUUGAUACACUGAGUGACCUAAAUAUACUAAAUUCGAUUCGCAGUGGGAUGUGGCUUCACAUUUAAUGACGAAAAUGAUAUCUGGUGUUUUUUUUUUGGUUUUUAAUCGUUGUUUAACUUAGGUUAGCUUGUUAUGUAAACUGUGACACUCGGCAAUCUCUAUAAACCGCUUACAGUCACAGAAGUAUCAAUUUUUGUAUACCAAUACAGUAGCUUAGACAACAUGUACUCACCACAAAGAUUUAAGGAUCAUAGAUACAUAGUAUUUGUGAUCAUACUGUUUCGGAGUUGUCUUAAUUAAUUAAUUAUUUUCAGUUCAAGAUUGUGGAGAUUGUUGAGUAUUAUUUAAAUCAUGAACUGAUGAACAGUAGAGCAUCAUUGAAAGCCUAGAAGCUCUGUACGGCCGUCUCGUCUUAGUAUAGACUCCUCAGCAGUGCUCAUCCACAACUCCAGGUAUGACAAAUUGAACCCAGGACAUUUUGUUUUGUAUGAGAACACUUAAAUUGUAGAUCACUAGGUUGGCAUCCGACAGUGUCGUUGUCUAACUUCAGUCGAUCCUCGACAUUGGGCGACCACCUUCCAUUGUCUUCGGUGGUCAACUGCCUCACAUCUGACAUGGUUGAAUUCUAUUUAUCUGGGUUUCUCACUAGAAUUGCAGAAAUUUCCUCUCAAAGCUAGUCACUAGUGAGCGAAUGAUAGUUGUAAGUACGGAGUUGUAGAGAUUGUUGACUUUGGUUGAAAUCCUGCACCGACCUAAGCUAGAUAUUAACACCGUAAUAUGCCGACUCGGUGGUCUAGAGUUUAGGUGUCCUCACACAAGACAAAAUGUCCUGGGUUCAAUUUGCCACGUUUGGAGACGUAGAUGCACAGUGCUGAGGAGUCCAGACUAAGACGAAACGGCCGUCCAGAGCUUCCAGGCUUUCAAUGCUGUCUUAACUUUCAUCGGUUCAUAAUAUCAAAUAAUGAAUUAUAUCCGUCAACCCUAUAUGCAUAUUCACUUCCGAUCACCUAUUUUAAAAUUGUACAAUUAUUGUGAAUGGCUGUUUUUAUUCUAAUGAAGCGGUGUUAUCUAUGUAAAUUCUAUAUGAUAACUUGCAUAAUUAAACGGAGAAAGUCCAAGCACAAGCUGAAUACAUAGAAGCAAACAAGCAAGUGAAGAGGAGCAUUAGAGCCGACAGGAAGAAAUACGUGGAAGAAUUAGCAACGACGGCAGAAAAAGCUGCUAGAGAAGGAAAUAUGAAACAGCUUCACGAUACAACGAAGAAACCAUCAGGGAAAUACAGUAAACCAGAGAGGCCGG
This is a messenger RNA of Schistosoma haematobium, 24416 nucleotides long. RefSeq lists its product as uncharacterized. The record is from RefSeq and is a predicted model, not a curated record. The transcript is spliced from 2 exons. NCBI's taxonomy places the organism in Eukaryota, Metazoa, Platyhelminthes, Trematoda, Strigeidida, Schistosomatidae. Bases 9762 to 10382 code for a protein of 206 amino acids.